AUGGUCAUUGCCUACUGGGUAGGAAUGCAUGUUGCGCUCUUUGUGCACAUGCUGGCCAAUAUUUUCGCGGCCUCUAACGACAUCAGCUACAUCACAAUCAGCAAUCACUUCAGCAUCAACAAUUUACUUCACGUUGUUUUUCUGGUCUUGUUUGUACGCUCUGCCUUUGGCUGGGCCGAGUGUAUCUUGAUUCUCAAUUUCGUCAACCUCUCUGUGCUUUACUUUAAGCAUAGCAAGCUUUCACACUUCACUCGCAUUUCAAUUAUCUGCGGCCCUCUUGCCUGGAUUUUUAUUGCCAUCUUUUGGAACUGGGCAAUUGCCGCAACAGCCGGAAUCGGCUACAACGAUACUAUCGAGGGCUUUGAUCUCUUUUUCGUCUGGGCAAUUCUCGGGUAUGGAGUGUUUUCCCUCCUUGUCUUCCAAGACCUUGCAAUGGCUUUCUUGCUGGCGUACCUCUGCGCCAGUAUCGCCGUCGCGCAGCAUUUUCUCCAACGCAGUGAUCGAAUGUGGAUUCCGCCUGUCGUGAUUGCAAGUCUUCUGGUGGUAAUGAUGUGUGCCGUCGCCGCUCGGUGCCUCUGGAAUUUACGAGCGGUACGUCGGAAGAAAGUGAACGAGUCUGUGGACGCUGAAUUCGAUGAGCGUAAGGAAUCAUGCUAA
This is a messenger RNA of Metarhizium robertsii ARSEF 23, 657 nucleotides long. Its product is annotated as DUF1774-domain-containing protein. The record is from RefSeq and is a predicted model, not a curated record. The transcript has 3 exons. Lineage: Eukaryota; Fungi; Ascomycota; Sordariomycetes; Hypocreales; Clavicipitaceae. The coding region runs from base 1 to 657 and encodes 218 amino acids.